Aspergillus tubingensis is the source of this 1242-nucleotide messenger RNA. Its product is annotated as kinase-like protein. The record is from RefSeq and is a predicted model, not a curated record. The coding region runs from base 1 to 1242 and encodes 413 amino acids. Gene Ontology annotation, molecular function: protein kinase activity; ATP binding. The transcript has 5 exons. Gene Ontology annotation, biological process: spliceosomal complex assembly; regulation of mRNA processing; protein phosphorylation. Lineage: Eukaryota; Fungi; Ascomycota; Eurotiomycetes; Eurotiales; Aspergillaceae.
AUGUCGACCACUUUCAUACGAGUCUUGAGUCCGUUGGCGGCUUUAAGACAUCGUCCAUGGCCAUCAUCACCAGCUGUUGCGCCUCAGCUUGAUAUCAAGGAGUCCAUCGAAGAGGAAAAGACACCAUACUACAGCCCUGCGAAGUUUUAUCCGGCUCAUAUAGGAGAAGUUCUCAAUGACAGGUAUCAACUCGUAACAAAACUUGGAUAUGGCUCUAGUUCGACCAUCUGGCUGGCUCGUGAUCUGAAGCAGUGGCUAUGGUUAAGCGAUAAAUACGUCGCCUUGAAACUCAAUGCUAGCUUGUAUCAAGAAAAAGGUGAUACUGCUCAGUCUGAACUGGAAACCCUCAGACUCAUAUCCGGCAAGAACCCCAGUCAUAAGGGCUAUCCCUUUGUUCGACGUCUCCUCGAUUCAUUUCAGUUCCAACAUGGGUCAAGAAAAUGUCAGACUUUGGUAUUUGAGCCUCUAAGAGAGCCCCUUUGGCUUUAUAAAACACGGUUCAUUGGGGAUACUAUACCCUCAGAUGUGUUCAAAAUCAUGAUUCAAAUGAUCCUCCAGGGGCUAGAUUAUCUCCAUACUGAGUGCCACAUUAUACACACAGAUCUGAAGCCGGAUAAUAUAAUGGUGAAAAUUGAAGACCCAUCAAUUUUGGCGAAGGAUGCUGAGGAUGAAUACAAAAACCCACUCCCACAAAAGACCUACCACGAUGGUCGUACUAUCUACUUAUCACGAAAUAACUACGGACUGACUAGCAAGACUACUGGAAUGACUCAAAUCACAGAUUUUGAUCUAUCUGUUAGGGGUGACAGGCCCAAUUUUGGGUGCAUACAAGCAGAAAUUUAUCGUGCACCAGAAGUCAUUCUCGAUGCUGGCUAUUCAUAUAGUGCUGAUAUAUGGAAUCUUGGCAUGAUGUUAUGGGAUGUGCUCGAGGGCAACGCUCUCUUCAAAGACAUUGAUCCACUUCAUGUCGGUUGCUAUAAUGAGCAGAAUCACUUUGCACACAUAAUAGCACUACUCGGACAGCCUCCAAAGGAAUUAUUGGACACUGGGGAGUUUACCGGUCCUACUGUCGACUCAUCGAGGUUUGACUUUGAACAAUCUCUCAGCAAGAUCAGAGGCCAAGAUAAGAGAAUGUUUAUCGAAUUUAUCCGAAGGAUGAUCAACUGGGAUCCCCAAGAACGAAGCACGGCAAGGGAGUUACUUCAGGAUCCAUGGCUUCAUACUGAAUUCGAGGGAAAUUAA